Molecule: messenger RNA, 1763 nt
Organism: Dicentrarchus labrax (European seabass)
Lineage: Eukaryota; Metazoa; Chordata; Actinopteri; Moronidae
Exons: 6
Coding region: 349-1155 (268 amino acids)
Cellular component (GO): nucleus
Source: RefSeq, a predicted model, not a curated record
CACUGACUCCUCCUCCUUCACGUGAACGCGCCUUAAGCCGAAUUAGAAAAUCCAGGGUUAACAAAGCUCGCGGGCUUUCAGCCUCUUCCCGCCGGCCGCCUCCUCCCGCCAACCGCCGCGCGCACACUUAUUGAUCACAGGAGGAGUGAGGUGACCAGCCGUGGGAUCGAUUAGGCCGGGCUGCGAUCCGUCUCGCGGCCGCAGGGUUCCGAUCUGAUCAGUAAAUCUAGCAUUGAAACAUCUCGGAUAACUGCGCGCGCACGCUGCGACAGGAAGGGGAGAGCAAUCGAUCCCCGAGAACCCGGAUCACAGAGUCCAUGAGAGGUGAGACCAGAGAGGGAUUUCCAGAUGAUGAAGAAGAACGAGCGGGCUCAUUUCUUCAGCUCCAAAGAGCAGGAACUGAUCCUGAGGUUGUACGAGGAGGAGAAAGAAAUACUGACGGCCAAAUCCAACACGACCAGCGCCUCGAAGCUGAGAGAGGAAGCCUGGCAGAGGAUCGCUGACAAAAUAAACGCGGUGUCCGACAGCGGCUAUAAGAGGUCGUGGCAGCAGGUGAAGGUCAAACAUAAGAACAUCGUUCAAACAGGUAACAAAACAAACUCCAUCCUCCAACAGAAUGACCUCCAGCCGAGCUUUAACUCUCUAAUCCGUCCUCACGCAGCAAAAAGACGACACGCCGAGGUGACGAGGACCGAGGGGGGCUCGGCGACCCCGUCCCUGACCUCCGCAGAGGAAGACGUCCUGCAGCACAAAGACGCCACGCUGAGGCUGGAGGUCCUCCCCGGGGGCAUCGAGCCUCUGACCGGGUCCGAGAGCUCUUUCAUCAGCGUCUCAGGCCACCCCGUCCUCCUGCUGCCCGUAACCAAGACGGAGCCGGAGAGCCUGAGCAGCGACGAGACCGACGUCAGCGACACGCAUUUCGAACGAGACGUGAACAGCAGCAGCUUCCAGGAGAGAGCCGACUCGUCGUGUCCCGCCGCCGCCGCCGCCGCCGCCGGCAGGGGCGCUCAGAAGCAGACCGAAGACAUCCGAGCGCUCUACUGCUGCUACCUCAGGAAGGAGAUCGAGAACCGCGAGCAGCAGAUGGCGUUCAGGGCGCUGAAGAUGAGGAAGCUGGAGAAAGAAAUAUUACUACUCGAUAAACAGCUGAUGUAGAAACACUUUUUAUCUUCCGAUGAGUAACAAAAACGACAACAACUGAUUCAUUUAAGGUCAGACGGUUGUAAUAAACGGCUUCAGUCACAUGAUUGCCCCCGGAGGUUGUUGUCACGUGACUUACUCACAGUUUAAAGGGAACUUACGACCACGUCAGAUGAGUGAUGUAGGAACUCUUUUAUACGCGUUUUAAGAGACAAUAAUUUAACAUUUUAACUUAAAUUUUGUUUUCGGUUGCAGUCACUGACGGGCGGAGGUCUAAUCUGACGGGCGGAGGUCUAAUCUGACGGGCGGAGGUCUAAUCCUCGCUGCUAAAGCUCUGACAUCAACACUUAUUCCUUAUUUUAGAGGUUUUUUUAAUGGAGUCUGGUCCUUGAGUUGGAUUAAACACGACAAUGAAACACUAAUAUAGAACGACGACACUCGAUACCUCAAGAAAAAUGUUCCUGCACACAAAAACAACACGUUUGUAAUAAUGUUAAUUUAAUUAUUUAAUCUUUUUCUUCCCCCGUUUGUUUCAUCUGAGCAGCUUCGGGGUGAAAGUCCAACGAUAAAUCUGUUUUUAUUUGUAUAUUUUCUUUAGUAUCGACACUUCUGACGACCUUAAC